AUGUCGUUGGGAUUAGGCGACAAGGGUGAGAAGAGCCAAAUUUCUCCCAAGCCAUGGCACUCCACAAACCCAUGGGGAGCAAAGGUCAGACCGCCAGGCGCACUCUAUCUACCGCCCGCUGCUCACGCUAGCCACGCUGCUCAAAUCUCGGCGCCCCAGUCAUUGUCGGCUGCUGUCAGGGCCCGGAAGAACGAGUAUAUCCGGAAGAAGACCAUUAAAAUCAAAGUCGGCACCUGGAAUGUCGCUUCCAUCAGUGGUACUGAAAAGGACCUGGGUGCCUGGUUCAUUGGGGGACUAGGGGUUAAAGGACUAUCGCAGGAUUUAGCCGGCCUUGGGUUUGACGACGAUGAUGGCGAUGAUUCUGACAGCGAACGAAAUAUUGAGUCUGUCGAGGCACAGGAAGCACGUUUCGCGAAGAAGAAGACAACAAUGCCGAAGGAUGAUGUCCCUGCAGAGCCCAGUGGUGAACAGGUUGACCUGUACGUGCUAGGUCUGCAAGAGGUCGUUGACGUGUCUUCCAUGACCGAGGCUAUCAAGCCUUACACUGAUCCAAAUCCCGGGAAAAAGUGGAAAAGGUCUCUGAAACGUGCACUACCGCCUGGAUAUAUAAAAGUUGCAGAAGAGCAACUUCUGGGUUUGCUCAUUCUGAUCUAUGCCUCUCCAGAACUUGCUCCAACCAUCAGUUCAGUGAGUACCACAUCCGUGGGAACCGGCCUGAUGGGUUAUUUGGGCAACAAAGGUGCGGUCUCCGCCAGGAUUAUGCUGGGAGAGACCACGAAACUCUGCUUUAUCAACUGCCAUCUCGCUGCUGGAGCAGACCCAACAGCCUUGAUCCGUCGGAUAUGGGACACGACACAAAUUUUGAACAAAACACGGUUCGCACCCGUCAGUCCGGAUGGAGAAGUAGCAGAGAUCACAGAAGAAAAAAUUGGUGACGAGGACUUUGCAUUCUGGUUUGGCGACUUGAACUAUCGUCUAGACGAUAUCCCUGGAGAAGAUGUUCGCAGAUUAUUGCUCCUGCAUACUCGAAAUGAGUACGACAUCGAGAAUAGGUCUAAGCGACGAAUCGACAGUGAACUAGGAUAUGUCGAUCCACACCCGAGCGAUACAGUACACCCACAACAGACUCAUUAUGAAUAUAAAGAUGCUGAGAGGCCGGCCAUUCAUAGCGAAGCUGAGCCGGCGCUUGAUCCAAGGUCCGAUCCUGCCUCACUUCUUACCACUAUCCAAUCUCUGCUGGCACACGAUCAGCUGCGCAAUCAGCAGAGAAUGCACAAAAUAUUCCAUGAAGGUUGGCGUGAGGGAGAGAUCACGUUCCUGCCCACAUACAAAUACGACGUUGGAAGUGUGGGCAUGUUCGACUCGGGAGAAAAGAAACGAAGCCCUAGCUGGUGUGACAGAAUUCUUUAUAGGACUCGUCGGGACAAAGAGAUGUACGAAGAGAAGAUGAGACAACUCACAGACUCACGCAAAAAAGACGCGUCCAUGAAAGCGCGGGGCAUUGAUGAAGCUACUGCUGAACACGACGUUUUGUUUGAUUACGAUCCAGAAACUGACGGACUAGCAUAUGGUGAUGAUUACGACGAAUAUGAUGACCAACAAGACGCAUGUCAUGAUGCUGAAUUGGUCAAGACUCAUGAAGACUAUGGCGAUACGAUCGAAAUCAACAACUACAUUUCGCAUCAAAGAGUGUUGUCAUCAGAUCACAAGCCGCUCAAUGCCGUCUUCACCCUCACCUACGAUGCAGUGGUACCGGAGUUGAAGGCAAAGGUACAUCAGCAUGUUGCUAGAGGACUAGACAAGGCUGAAAACGAGAACCGUCCUACGGUGACUGUGGUAGUGGACCACCACGCUGACGAACGAAUACCAAACGCUGACGGUCCGGCAGACAUGAAUGCCGUACUCUUUGGCGAGAUCCGCUAUGCCGUAAAGAAGACGCGGCUCAUCACCAUUGCCAACACGGGACAGAUUGCUGCUUCCUUCUCAUUUGUCGAGCGGCCUGCAGAACCCGGACAAGAAGCAGGUGUUGCACCACGCUGGCUACAACUUAUGACUGAUCCACAUGAGGUCCAAACAACAACUGUGAAGGCUCCAAUGGAGUUGUCGCCUGGUGAAUCGUGCAGCAUCGGACUAUCUGUCGACAUUGCCGAUGGGGAGCUUGUAUCUGAACUCAACGAAGGACGCGCCCGGUUGGAAGACAUCUUGGUGCUCCGACUCGAAAAUGGCAGAGACCAUUUCAUUCCGGUCAAAGGCAUCUGGCUGCAGUCAGCUUUUUAUCGCAAUCUCGACCAACUAGUACUGGCACCAGAAGGUGGCGUCCGUAAUAUGCACGUUGAAGACCUUGCCAACGAGAGCGGUCAAGCUUCCAUGAGUCAUCAUUCUGCACCCAAAGAAUUAUAUGCCCUCACCGAAGUCAUCCCUGUCUACGUUGUAAGAUCGAUUGCGGAAUGGAGCAUGAUCCAUGAUGAAGACAUUCCGCCCUGGCAGUACGCGACAGUGGGCAUAACGUGGCCAUUCACCCGUGAUACCUGGACUUUACAUGAAGACGAUGAGCGUUCGGACCUCUUGGCUAGCAUCCGAGAGGCGCUGGACACCGCAAGCCCUCUCGACACCCAUUUUGAGGCAGAGGCCUCAUGCAUUGUCCGGUUAGAAACACUCGCCGAGACCUUGACAGAAUUUCUUCGAUCCCUUCGGGAUGGGAUAGUGUCCGCUAGCUCAUGGGCGGAAGUGGAACGUUCGUUGAGCGCCAUGGAGAAGGGCAAAGUCCAACCCAGCUCACAAGAAAUCCAGGAUAUGGUCAUGGAAGCGCUAUCCCCAUAUCCGGUCCACAGCGUAUCAUUCACUUUCAUCACUUUUCUGUUGACACGGAUUGUCAAUGAACUGGCCCCAUGUGGCGCACCAGCUUCCACACCCGGUGAGCUACCGCCGGCUUCGCCAAAUCCCUCGAGACGGUCGAGGACGUCCACGAUGUCAACCGACUCAGAGCAAGCUCCUUCGAUAUACUCACAAGUAGUGUCACCACAGAAGAAGAGUUUUUUCCCUGCUUUCCGGGGUCGUCGAACGCAAAGUGUUUCAGCGUCGUCAAUGGAUGGAACAGACGCCGAGCCUGCCCAUGCUGAACGAAGGAAGCAACUGAUCAGCGCGUAUGCCGAUAUAUUUGCGCCAAUUGUGAUCCGGUCACAAAGUGAUGCUACUGUCAAGGGCAAAGACAAAAGGGCCUUGGAGUCCCGAAAGAAGAGAGUGCUGGAAGCAUUUCUCCAAACCAGAUAG
Messenger RNA from Exophiala viscosa, 3270 nucleotides. Its product is annotated as phosphatidylinositol-bisphosphatase. The record is from RefSeq and is a predicted model, not a curated record. The transcript has a single exon. The coding region runs from base 1 to 3270 and encodes 1089 amino acids. Lineage: Eukaryota; Fungi; Ascomycota; Eurotiomycetes; Chaetothyriales; Herpotrichiellaceae. Gene Ontology annotation, biological process: phosphatidylinositol dephosphorylation. Gene Ontology annotation, molecular function: phosphatidylinositol-4,5-bisphosphate 5-phosphatase activity.